CCAAGCGAUGAGUGAUAAAUUAAGGAAGUGUAACUGAACUGAAGACCCAGCUUGGGUGAUCAGCCCAGGUUUUGGACGAAGCUGCUGAAAAACUACAAGUCCCAGCAUGCCUUUCAUAAGCACACUACACAUCAUCUGUAGAGUUCACACAUGCUCAGUGUGGUGGCUGAAGCCUGUUUUCCAUAGGUUCCUGACUAGGUUAAAUAAGGUGGGGCAAAUAGCCCCACCCCAAAAGCAGGCUUCAGGAUUUGAAGUUUGAGCCUAGCCCUGAGGUAGAGCCGGAAUUUACCUUUGUACUUCACACGGCCAGGGUUGGUGGUGACUACGUGGGUCUGGAGCUGGCUGCCGUCCUGACACGUCCUAGAGCUGCAAGCAGGUUUGAAUCCAGGAUCACUUGGACUGCUGUUCCUCUCCCCACCCCCUAUAUUCUUUAUCUUUUCCCUUCAGGACUUUCCCACAGGUUACUAGGUCUCACAUAAUUUCUACUGCCCUUGAGGACCCCUGCCUAAGUAACAUUCCUACUACCUGCCGACAGGGUACUAGUAUCAGGUAGGUUUCUACUACCUGACUAUAGGGACUGUCGACUAACUCUCAGUAGCCCCUUAUCAAAAUACCUAGCACUGUUUCCUCGCAGGAAAUGCUGGGAAGGGUGGGCCCCAGAGCAUGAUCAACUGAAGGUAAGAGGUUAAGGAUCAGGGCUGAGGUGGGAAGAUGGUGUCAGUCACCAAAUAUGACCUUACUGGCUGCUCUGCCUUCUGCAGGUCCUGCCAGAGAGCCACCAUGGCCUCUCAGCCUCUCAGGCUGGCAGAAGAGUAUGGCCCAAGUCCUGGGGAAUCUGAACUGGCUGUGAACCCCUUUGAUGGGCUUCCCUUCUCUUCCCGCUACUAUGAGCUGCUGGAGCAGCGCCACGCCUUGCCCAUCUGGGCUGCUCGCUUUGCCUUCUUGGAGCAGUUGGAGAGUAACCCCACUGGAGUGGUGCUGGUGUCUGGGGAGCCUGGUUCUGGCAAGAGCACCCAGAUCCCUCAGUGGUGUGCAGAGUUUGUGCUGGCCAGAGGGUUCCAGAAAGGACAGGUUACUGUCACGCAGCCCUACCCUCUUGCAGCCCGGAGCCUGGCUCUGAGGGUUGCUGAUGAGAUGGACCUGACCCUGGGUCAUGAGGUUGGAUACAGCAUCCCCCAGGAGGACUGCACAGGGCCCAACACCCUGCUCAGGUUCUGCUGGGACAGGCUGCUUCUGCAGGAGGUGGCCUCGACCCGGGGCACUGGAGUCUGGGGCGUGCUGGUACUAGAUGAGGCUCAGGAGCGGUCGGUGGCAUCAGAUUCACUCCAGGGGCUACUGCAAGAUGCCAGGCUGGAAAACCUUCAGGGGGACCUCAGAGUGGUUGUGGUUACUGACCCAGCCCUUGAACCUAAGCUUCGAGCUUUCUGGGGCAAUCCUCCUAUUGUGCAUAUACCCAGAGAGGCUGGUGAGAGACCUUCCCCCAUCUACCGGGACACCAUCCCCCCUGAUCGAGUGGAAGCUGCCUGCCAAGCAGUGCUUGAGUUGUGUCGGAAGGAGGCUCCAGGAGAUGUGCUAGUGUACCUGCCCAGUGAGGAGGAAAUUUCCCUCUGCUGUGAAUCCUUGUCCAGGGAGGUAGAGUCCCUGCCUCUCCAAAGGCUUCCACCACGAGUACUGCCCCUUCACCCAGACUGUGGACAAGCCGUUCAGGCUGUAUAUGAGGACAUGGAUGCCCGAAAGGUUGUGGUCACUCACUGGCUGGCUGACUUCUCCUUCUCCCUCCCUUCCAUCCAACAUGUCAUCGACUCAGGACUGGAGCUCCGAAGUGUUUACAAUCCUAGGAUCCGAGGAGAAUUCCAAGUGUUGAGGCCAAUCAGCAAGUGUCAGGCAGAGGCAAGACGACUGCGAGCAAGAGGGUUCCCACCAGGAUCCUGCCUCUGCCUGUAUCCUAAGUCCUUCUUAGAACUAGAAGCUCCACCACUGCCCCAACCCAGGGUGUGUGAGGAGAAUCUGAGUUCCCUGGUGUUACUACUGAAAAGGAGACAGAUUGCAGAGCCAGGAGAGUGUCACUUCCUGGACCAGCCUGCUCCAGAAGCAUUGAUGCAAGCCCUGGAAGAUUUAGACUAUCUGGCAGCCCUGGAUGAUGAUGGGGACCUGUCAGAUCUAGGCGUCAUACUAUCAGAAUUCCCUCUGGCCCCUGAGCUGGCCAAAGCCCUGCUGGCCUCAUGCGAGUUUGACUGUGUGGAUGAGAUGCUCACCCUGGCUGCCAUGCUCACGGCUAUGCAGCAUGAUUUCUAUCCUAUUCUAACUGGUGUAUGGCUCACCUACUGCACUCCAGCUUCAGGUCUACCAUGCCAGUGCAACAGCUUUCAACUCACCAGUGACCUCCCAGCUGCCCCUGGGUUUACCCGUCCUCCACUCAGUGCAGAAGAAGCUGCCCUGCGUCGGGCCCUGGAACACACGGAUGGUGACCACAGUUCUCUGAUCCAGGUGUAUGAAGCCUUUAUACAAAGUGGAGCAGAUGAGGCUUGGUGCCAGGCUCGAGGUCUGAAUUGGGCAGCAUUGUGCCAAGCCCAUAAACUUCGGGGAGAGCUCCUAGAACUCAUGCAACGAAUUGAACUUCCCUUGUCCCUACCAGCCUUUGGCUCUGAGCAGAAUCGCAGAGACCUUCAGAAAGCACUGGUGUCAGGAUACUUUCUCAAGGUGGCCAGAGACACAGACGGGACUGGAAAUUACCUACUCCUAACCCAUAAGCAUGUGGCCCAGCUCUCCUCAUACUGCUGCUACCGAAGUCGUAGAGCUCCUGCCAGACCCCCACCGUGGGUGCUCUACCACAAUUUCACCAUAUCCAAAGACAACUGCCUUUCCAUUGUUUCUGAGAUUGAACCACGGAUGCUGGUGGAAUUGGCCCCUCCAUACUUCCUGAGUAACUUGCCUCCCAGUGAGAGCAGAGACCUCCUGAACCAGCUAAGGGAAGGAAUGGCAGAUUCUUCAGCAGGGAGCGAAUCAUCCUCAGUCCAGGAGUUCAGAGAUCCCUGUGUCCUGCAGUGACCUGCCUGCCUAUGGAACGGAGCUGGGUUCAUCUCAUCACAUUAGAUUCUCCCUCAGGGUGGCACCAAAGCACCCAGAUAGAUUUAGAAGCCCAAAGUUUAGGGUUAAAUAUAAACCCUAGAAAGUGAGUCCUAAGAAAUGGUAGGCUGGGAAUGGAGAGAAUGGGGUAAACCACAGUCUACAUAGGGAAGGACUCUUUCCUUAACCUUCUCUUAUUGAUUGGAGAGGGACUGACAUGCUCCCCAUUCUCUCAACUUUGCCAAACCCAUUCUUGUACUCCCUUGUGGUCUAUAAAAGAUUUUUCUGUGAUGCCA
This is a messenger RNA of Piliocolobus tephrosceles (Ugandan red Colobus), 3362 nucleotides long. It is a transcript of the gene DQX1, whose product is annotated as DEAQ-box RNA dependent ATPase 1. The record is from RefSeq and is a predicted model, not a curated record. The transcript has 12 exons. Gene Ontology annotation, cellular component: intracellular anatomical structure; spliceosomal complex. NCBI's taxonomy places the organism in Eukaryota, Metazoa, Chordata, Mammalia, Primates, Cercopithecidae. Bases 712 to 3048 code for a protein of 778 amino acids. Gene Ontology annotation, molecular function: ATP hydrolysis activity; helicase activity; RNA binding.